Messenger RNA from Bacidia gigantensis, 945 nucleotides. RefSeq lists its product as uncharacterized. The coding region runs from base 1 to 945 and encodes 314 amino acids. NCBI's taxonomy places the organism in Eukaryota, Fungi, Ascomycota, Lecanoromycetes, Lecanorales, Ramalinaceae. Gene Ontology annotation, molecular function: amine-lyase activity. Gene Ontology annotation, biological process: pyridoxine biosynthetic process; pyridoxal 5'-phosphate biosynthetic process; amino acid metabolic process. The transcript has a single exon. The record is from RefSeq and is a predicted model, not a curated record.
AUGGCGAUAAACGACACUCCCUUCCCUAAUGGCACGACACCGUCAAGCACUGCUUCCUCUGUGGAGAAUCCUCAGAAUUUCACUGUAAAAGCAGGCCUCGCAAAGAUGCUAAAGGGCGGAGUCAUAAUGGACGUGGUGAAUGCGGAGCAGGCACAAAUAGCAGAAGAAGCUGGAGCAUGUGCAGUCAUGGCUCUUGAACGGGUCCCAGCAGACAUUCGUGCUCAGGGUGGAGUCGCCCGUAUGUCAGACCCACAGAUGAUCAAGCAAAUCAUGGAUACUGUCACGAUUCCAGUUAUGGCAAAGGCAAGGAUAGGGCAUUUUGUAGAGUGCCAGAUAUUGGAAGCAAUAGGCGUUGACUAUAUCGAUGAGAGCGAGGUCUUGACGCCCGCAGAUACGGUACAUCACGUCGAGAAGCAUCCGUAUAAGGUGCCAUUUGUGUGUGGAUGUCGAAAUCUUGGGGAGGCUUUGAGGAGGAUCGAUGAGGGCGCAGCGAUGAUCCGGACAAAGGGGGAGGCAGGGACUGGAGACGUCGUUGAAGCUGUGAAGCAUAUGCGAACUGUCAAUGCGGAGAUCAAUAAAGCGAAGAGUAUGAGCGAUAUGGAGCUGAGGGUAUACGCAAAGGAGCUGAACGCGCCUUUCCACCUUUUAAAAGACGCCGCUCAGCUAGGACGUCUCCCGGUGGUCAAUUUUGCGGCUGGGGGGAUUGCAACACCAGCGGAUGCUGCUUUGAUGAUGCAACUGGGGUGUGAUGGUGUAUUUGUUGGUAGUGGAAUCUUCAAGUCAGGGGAUGCGGCGAAGCGCGCCCGAGCCAUUGUUCAAGCUGUAACCCAUUUCAAGGAUGCAAAAGUUCUUGCGGAGGUAAGCGAGAAUCUUGGAGAAGCUAUGGUUGGAUUGACAGUUGGGAAGUUGGAGAAGAGCGAGAGACUGGCGGUGCGAGGAUGGUGA